Lotus japonicus is the source of this 767-nucleotide messenger RNA. Its product is annotated as expansin-A23-like. The coding region runs from base 9 to 758 and encodes 249 amino acids. The record is from RefSeq and is a predicted model, not a curated record. Gene Ontology annotation, biological process: plant-type cell wall organization. NCBI's taxonomy places the organism in Eukaryota, Viridiplantae, Streptophyta, Magnoliopsida, Fabales, Fabaceae. Gene Ontology annotation, cellular component: extracellular region. The transcript has 2 exons.
CCUUAGUCAUGGCUAGGUCUAACUGUUUGGCUCCUUUAGCCAUUUUCAUGGUUCUCUUUGUACAAUCCAUGUCACUUGGCACAGAUAUUUACACUGGUAGUUGGUUAGAUGGUCAUGCAACCUUCUACGGUGACAUGGCAGGUCAUGGAAUCUUGGAUGGUGCUUGUGGUUAUGGUCAAAUCAACAACCCUGGAUAUUAUGGGCUUUGGACUACAGCACUAAGCGUAGCUCUAUACAACAAUGGACUCUCAUGUGGUGCAUGUUUUGAGGUCAAGUGUGUCAACUCCCCUUUGUGCUAUAAAACCGCACCCUGGAUCAAAGUAACCGCCGUAGAUCUUUGUCCCGGUGGCAACUGGUGUGAUCCACCACUAAAACACUUCGACUUGUCAAUGAAAAUGUUCACCACAAUUGCCCCAAUUAGCGCGGGGGUCGUCCCUAUUCAAUUUCGCCGAGUUCCGUGUGUCAGAGCUCAAGGUGUCAAUUUUCUAAUCAAAGGAAGCCCUAAUUUUUUGAUUGUCUUGGUGUACAAUGUUGCAAAUGCUGGCGAUGUUUAUGCCAUGAGUGUCAAAGGUUCCAAAACCGGUUGGAUUCCCAUGUCACGCAAUUGGGGACAAAAUUGGAAUGUAGGAACUAAUUUGGGAGGACAAGCCUUGUCUUUUAGAGUGACUACUAGUGAUCGCAAAACCUUGGACUUUAUUAAUGUUGCCCCUCCCCAGUGGCAAUUUGGACAGAGCUAUAAGUCCCCAACAAAUUUUUAGAUCAUGUGU